Musa acuminata subsp. malaccensis (wild Malaysian banana) is the source of this 1463-nucleotide messenger RNA. RefSeq lists its product as uncharacterized. The record is from RefSeq and is a predicted model, not a curated record. Lineage: Eukaryota; Viridiplantae; Streptophyta; Magnoliopsida; Zingiberales; Musaceae.
GAGUGAGGAGAUAAUUUGCCCAUUGCAGGAGAGUUCGUUUCCUACCUUAGCUUGAGAGGAAACGUUCCUUAAGAGGAGCCAAACCACGGCAAUGGUCACGGCCAUGGCGGUAGCUUGUCCUCCUCACCUCUCUCUCGUCUUUGCGCCUCGAGUGCGCACCAAGAUUCACUGCCGCCGCCAUGCCCUCCGAGCGAGUCGGCACGAGUCCGGCACGAGGACGCUCUUCUUGUCCUGUCCUCUUCCUUGUGGCCGGAGAGUCAUCAAUUAUCGCUCAGCCUCCCACGCGGAGGAAAUUCCGGCGCCGGUGCCGGCGUCGACGGAGGACGAGUCGUCCUUUUCGGUCCUGGCCGCCAUCACGAGCCUGCACAACGAUAUUGUGGUUGUGGACACGCCGGCUUCGAGGUUUCUGCUCCUCGAUUCCACCCAUAACAUUCACAGCAUGUUAAACAAGGAGCAGUUAUUGACAGGAUCAUAUUGGGAUGAUUUUGCCAGUCUUCCUGCUAUUGUUCCAGAAGGUCCAAUUGCAAUCUUAGGCUUGGGUGGUGGAACAGCAGCACAUAUAAUGCUUAAAUUGUGGCCGAACUUGCACCUGGAAGGUUGGGAGAUUGAUGAAAUACUGAUUGACAUGGCAAGGGAGUAUUUUGGUCUGUCUGAAUUAGAGAAAUGCACGUCAGCUGGUGGUUCUCUUUCUGUUCACAUUGGUGAUGCAUUUUCUGAAUCUGUGAGAGUUCCAGGAGGUUUUGCUGGAAUCAUUGUGGAUUUAUUUUCCGAUGGAAAAAUUCUGCCGCAGCUAAAAGAGGUCACUACAUGGUUAGAUAUUGAGAGAAAAUUGAUGCCCCAGGGUCGUAUCAUGGUAAAUUGUGGUGGAGCUCAUGCUGAAGUAUCUGGAAGUGGUGAUGGAACAGCCAAUAUGGAUGGUUCCUGGAUUCAGAAUUCUACUAUUAAGGCACUUUGCCAAGCAUUUCCUGGAAAGCUAAGCUGGAAAAGAAUAGCAGAGAAAGAUAGUGACAACUAUCUUGCUCUCACUGGUCCAUUGCCAGACUUAGAUGCCUGGUCAGCUGCUGUGCCUCAUCAACUGAGCAUGAAUGUGAAAGAUUGGAGAACCUGCAAGCUUGCUUCAUAAAAUUUUCCAGUGUGACCAGCUUCAUUGUCCAUUUGGCAAUGAACAAGUUAUAUCAUUUGAAGAAACUCACCUAAGGAAACUAAUUCUUAUGGGCUUUGAGGUUACAUCUGUUACUGGAAAAACUUGGUGCUGACUCAAGGAGAUAGGAGGGAGUGCAUAUUUUAGGCUAGAAUUGUUGAUUGUUAGUCUCUUUCUAGUAACAACUAUUUUAAUUUUUAUUACAAAAUUUGAUUAGUGAUGCAGCUCACAAGAAGCGAGUGCACUGUAGUGGCUAAAGUUGUAGACUUGGAAGGAUCUUCCACAUUAUAUAUUUCAUCAUCUGAUUCAUUGCCAGGUAAUA